This is a messenger RNA of Mastomys coucha (southern multimammate mouse), 2628 nucleotides long. RefSeq names its product C-X-C motif chemokine receptor 2 (gene Cxcr2). Gene Ontology annotation, cellular component: membrane. NCBI's taxonomy places the organism in Eukaryota, Metazoa, Chordata, Mammalia, Rodentia, Muridae. The coding region runs from base 457 to 1536 and encodes 359 amino acids. The record is from RefSeq and is a predicted model, not a curated record. Gene Ontology annotation, molecular function: interleukin-8 binding; C-X-C chemokine receptor activity. The transcript is spliced from 2 exons. Gene Ontology annotation, biological process: neutrophil chemotaxis; G protein-coupled receptor signaling pathway; immune response.
AGAAAGGAAGUGCAAAUGAAUGCAAGUUCAGCCAAGUCCAUCAGCAGGGUCUGGGGCACCCAUGCCUUCCUUGUUAAAAAGGAGGCAUAGGCUGAGAAGGAAGCUGACCUCUACCUUCAGAUUGGCAGGCUCCUCUAGGAGCCAUCAGAAGGCAAGAAAAUCCGAAGCGCUCACUUCAGAAUCACCAGGUGACCCUGAGCCUGGAGCCAGAGUCCCAGAACAGACUAGCCGCUCCUCUCUAGGACACCUCCCUUGGGGGUGGGGCAUUUGGUCCCAAGGGCCUCCAGGACUUCCCCAUCGGUAGCCCAGGUCAGUAGUUUCCACAUCACGACUGCCUCACUUUCUUCCAGUUCAACCAGCCCUGACGGCUCCCAAGCCUUGAGUCACAAAGAGUUGGGUGCCGCUCCACUCACAACAGCAUCGCAGAGCUACUGCAGGAGUAAGUUUACCUCCAAGAUGGGAGAAUUCACUGUGGAAAAUUUCAACCUUGAAGACUUCUUCAGUGGAGAUGUUGAUGUUUACAACUAUAGCUUUGGCAUGCCUCCUCUUCUGUCAGAUGCUGCCCCGUGUCACCAAGAGAACCUAGAUAUCAACAGAUAUGCUGUGGUUGUAAUAUACAUCCUGGUGACUCUGCUGAGCAUUGUGGGAAACUCAUUGGUGAUGCUGGUCAUCUUAUACAACCGGAGCACCUGCUCUGUCACCGAUGUCUACCUGCUGAACCUAGCCAUUGCUGACCUGUUCUUUGCCCUGACCUUGCCUGUCUGGGCUGCAUCUAAAGUAAAGGGAUGGAUUUUUGGCCCGAUCCUGUGCAAGAUAUUCUCGUACGUGAAAGAGGUUACCUUCUACAGCAGUGUUCUGCUGCUAGCCUGCAUCAGCAUGGACCGCUACUUGGCCAUUGUCCAUGCCACAAGUACACUGAUCCAGAAGAGACACUUGGUCAAGUUUGUGUGCAUAACCAUGUGGUUACUAUCACUAAUUCUGGCCCUUCCCAUCUCAAUUCUACGAAAUACUGUUAGGGCAAACCCUUCGACCCUAGUCUGCUAUGAGGAUGUAGGUAACCAGACAUCCAAGUUGAGGGUGGUACUGCGCAUCCUGCCACAGACCUUUGGCUUCCUUGUGCCGCUGCUCAUCAUGCUGUUCUGCUAUGGGUUCACAUUGCGCACGCUCUUUAAGGCCCACAUGGGGCAGAAGCACCGGGCCAUGCGGGUCAUCUUCGCUGUGGUCCUCGUCUUCCUACUCUGCUGGCUGCCCUAUAACCUGGUCCUGUUCACAGACACCCUCAUGAGAACCAAGCAGAUCAAGGAGACCUGUGAGCGCCGCCAUGACAUUGACAGAGCCUUGGAUGCUACAGAGAUUCUUGGCUUCCUCCACAGCUGCCUUAACCCCAUCAUCUAUGCCUUUAUUGGUCAGAAAUUUCGCCAUGGACUUCUCAAGAUCAUGGCUACUUAUGGCCUUGUCAGCAAGGAGUUCUUAGCCAAAGAGGGCAGGCCUUCUUUUGUUAGCUCUUCUUCAGCAAACACCUCCACUACCCUCUAAGACUGUCCACCUAAACAGUGGCCCCUCAGGGUUCCUUCUUAUCCUUCAGCAUGGCUCAUUACCAGAGACUGUGUAUUUGUAUUGAUGCCACCUCUCCUUUACAGUUACAGGGAGACAGAGGUCACUUUCUUACCAGAGCCCCAACUGCAGAGUUUAGAAUCCCUAUGCUGGCAGUUCACUCCCUUCCAUCUUGGUACAUCUACUGAUAGAGUUGGUCCAUCCUAACACUAGACCACAAACACUCUUUUCUAAGAAGCACACAUAAAAAUUACAGUGAGAUACUUCCUCUUACCCAUCAGAACAGUUAGCAGUAAAAGGAGGAGGUAGAGGAGAGAAAAUAGCAAGUGUCAUCGAGGAAGUAGGAAAGAGGGAACUUUUCACCUUACCGGUAGACAUAUACCAAAGUACCCCAUACGCAUUGGGACAUAGUGUAGCAGUUUUCCAUAAAACAUAAAAUAUAGAAUCGCCACGUAAUGCAUCAAGUCCAUCUCUAAAUAGGGUACCCAAAAGAAUUGAAAGCCAGGGCUCAGACAUUUGUGUGCCAAUGUUCACAAUAGCAUUAUUCAUAAGUCAAAGCAACUAAAAUGAUGGCCAAAGGGUGAAUGGGUACGUUAAACACAGUGUCUAUACACAAUGGAAGAGCAUCCCACAAUGAGAAGUGCCAAAAUAAUCAAAUAGUGACGACUGGAGGCUGGGUGAGGAAGGGUGGGGAGUUAGUGUGGAAGACACAGCUCCAGUUAGGGAUGAUGGAAAAGCCCUGACGGUGGGCCCUGAUCCCUGUGUAAUAGUGUGAAAGUACUCAUUGCCAUUGUAUUAAAGGCGUUAAAACGAGGACUGGCUAUUGCUCACUGGGAGAGUGCUUAUUUAACACCUCUGAGAACUCAGGCUCGGACCCUAGCACCUCAACAAACAAAUGAACCAAAAUAAAGCUAAAAUGGUCAUUUUUGUGAUGUGUGUUUUACCUCGGUUUACUAAAAAAAAUAUAAAAAUCUAAGUAAAAAAAAUGUUCUUUAACCACUGAACCAGUGCAAAACUAUCUACCUUGUAAUUUCCUGUAAAGUGUGACCAUUAAAUGUCUUUUUAAAAAAUAUA